Spirometra erinaceieuropaei is the source of this 1160-nucleotide messenger RNA. The record is from the annotation of a GenBank genome assembly. Lineage: Eukaryota; Metazoa; Platyhelminthes; Cestoda; Diphyllobothriidea; Diphyllobothriidae.
AUGGAAGGUCGGAUGGAACCUUGCGACGGCACCGUCGUGACGUGGUUCGUCUCUGCACGCCGCUGGACAGCCGGUGACGGGAUGGAUCUCCACAUCGACAUCGCCUUGAAGCGCCCACCUACGCCGUCGGAGACCGCCGCUUACGGCGAAUUGGAGUCGCUCUCCACUACAACCCGAAGUCGUGGUCCCAUAGUGGAGUUCGGCCGUGCCACAACGGCACAUGGGCAGCCCGAUACAGGGGCGGCACUGCCAGCCCCCACGAGGGGAAGGGCCUAGAAAAGGUGGCCUAAACAUUGCUGGGUACAACGCCGUCUCCAGGCUAUCCAGGGCUGCAGACGUCUUGUCAUGGUCGAAACAAUCAAAAUCGAAACAACAACAAUACCAAUAACAACAACAACCAUACUCAUUCUCCUCAUCCUACCUCUUCUACCUCUUUCUCUGCCUAUUCUUCUCCUUCAUCACCUUCUUCUGCAUCUCCUUUCCGUCGCCCCACUCGUUGUCACCAGACUGGCAGGGUGAGCCCGCUCACUCUGGCAGCCUGGAAUGUUCGUUCCCUUUUAGACAAUCCGAGGAGCAACCGACCGGAACGGAAGGCGGCGCUAGUGGCACGAGAACUGGCGCGCUACGAGGUGGACAUCGCCGCACUCAGCGAGACCCGUUUCUCCGAACAAGGCCAACUGGAGGAGGUGGGUGCCGGCUACACCUUCUUCUGGAGCGGUCGACCCAGAGCAGAGCGACGGGACGCGGGCGUCGCCUUCGCCAUUCGGAACGACAUCGUGGGACGACUGUCCUGUUUGCCGCAGGGCAUAAACGAUCGCCUGAUGAGCCUCCGCCUGCCUCUCUGGGGUGGGGGCAAAUUUGCCACCAUCAUCAGCGCCUACGCUCCGACGAUGACCAACCCCGACUCCGUCAGAGACAAAUUCUACGAGGACCUGCACGCCCUCUUGGCGACUGUGUCGAAGGCGGACAAGUUGAUUGGCCUUGGUGACUUCAACGUCCGCGUCGGCACAGACCAUACUGCCUUGAGAGGACUGCUGGGUCCCCACGGCCUCCGCGGCUCAAACGACAAUGGUCUGCUGCUGCGCCGCACCUGCGCCGCACCUGCGCCGCACCUGCGCCGCACCUGCGCCGCACCUGCGCAGAACACCGCCUCAUCCUGA